Boleophthalmus pectinirostris (great blue-spotted mudskipper) is the source of this 853-nucleotide messenger RNA. It is a transcript of the gene snrpb2, whose product is annotated as small nuclear ribonucleoprotein polypeptide B2. Gene Ontology annotation, cellular component: U1 snRNP. Gene Ontology annotation, biological process: mRNA splicing, via spliceosome. The transcript has 7 exons. The coding region runs from base 152 to 802 and encodes 216 amino acids. Lineage: Eukaryota; Metazoa; Chordata; Actinopteri; Gobiiformes; Gobiidae. The record is from RefSeq and is a predicted model, not a curated record. Gene Ontology annotation, molecular function: U1 snRNA binding.
GUCCUGGUUUAGUCCUGGUUUAGUCCUGGUGCAGUUCCUCUUGUGGCCUGUGGUGGCAGCAGAUGUUUAAACGCAGAGCUGCAGAGGGUUACGUCACUUCCGGGUCGUUUCCUCGUGUUUUUGGCUCGAACAGAAAAACACCGAUUGGAACAUGGACAUCAGACCGAAUCACACAAUUUACAUCAACAACAUCAAUGACAAAGUGAAGAAAGAAGAGUUGAAGCGGUCCCUGUACGCUCUCUUCUCUCAGUUCGGGCAGGUCGUGGACAUUGUGGCGUUGAAGACGAUGGCGAUGAGGGGCCAGGCCUUCGUCGUCUUUAAAGAACUGACCGCCGCCACGAACGCCCUGAGACAACUGCAGGGCUUCCCCUUCUGCACACCUAGGAUCCAGUACGCUAAAACGGACUCUGAGAUCAUCUCCAAAAUGAAGGGAACGUACGGAGACAAAGAGAAGAAGAAAGAGAAGAAGAAGAAAGCCCAGGAGGCGGCGGCGGCGGCCAAUCAGAACAAGAGACCUGCUCAGGUCCCUGUGGCGGCGCACACACCUGUGCAGGUCCCGGACAAUCCUCCAAACCACAUCCUGUUCCUCAGUAACCUCCCCGAGGAAACCAACGAGAUGAUGCUCUCCAUGUUGUUCAACCAGUUCCCGGGUUUUAAGGAGGUGCGUUUGGUUCCGGGGAAACACGACAUUUCGUUUGUGGAGUUUGAGAGCGACACUCAGGCCGGAGUCGCCAAAGACGCUCUGCAGGGCUUCAGGAUCACGGCCACGUGCGCCAUGAAGAUCUCCUACGCCAAGAAGUGACCCUGAACGCACCACGCCCCCGAGACACGCCCCCGAGACACGCCCCCGAGA